AUGUCCAUCCAAGCUGCAAACGAAGUCCCGGGGUUCUCUUUGGGGUAUCGGGCCCCAGCGGACCCAGAUACAGACAAGACCGUCGUCGAGAUCGUCCAAGCUCGCAGCUACGCCAUCGAGACGCACAAAGUCACCACCUCGGAUCGAUACGUGCUCACCAUGUACCGACUUCCGAAGACUUACGCCGAGAGCCAAUCCGGCUCUGCUGCUGCUCCCAACAAGCCCGCAGUCCACCUGCAACACGGUCUGCUGGACAGCAGCUUCACGUUCAUCUCCAACUUCCGCAACAAAAGUCUCGCUUACGUGUUGGCCGACGCCGGCUUCGACGUCUGGCUCGUUCUGGGAUUUCACUUGGAGGACAUGGGUCUCUACGACCUGCCGGCGUUUGUGAACCACAUACUGGCCACCACUGGUCGCUCGACGGUGAGCUACGUGGGGCAUUCGGAGGGCACCACACAAGCGUUCGUGGGCUUCUCCGAGAACCAGGAAAUCGCACAGAAGGUUGACUACUUAGCUGCACUGGCACCAGUGGCUUGGACGGGUCACACUACCGCCGAGUACUUUGUGGCGUUAGCGAAAGAAAAUAUGGAUGAGAUGUUCCUCAACCUCGGCUUCACCAGCUUCCUACCGCACUGUAGUGGGGCGACGGUCUUCACGACCUGA
Phytophthora sojae is the source of this 663-nucleotide messenger RNA. RefSeq lists its product as hypothetical. The transcript is spliced from 2 exons. Lineage: Eukaryota; Oomycota; Peronosporomycetes; Peronosporales; Peronosporaceae. Bases 1 to 663 code for a protein of 220 amino acids. The record is from RefSeq and is a predicted model, not a curated record. Gene Ontology annotation, biological process: lipid metabolic process.